UGGGUCCAAAUUUCAUUUGCAAUUUUUUUUUUAAUAAAAAGAUCUCACUGUCUAUCUAUAUAUAAAACCAUAGUUUCUUCACUAGCAUCCUUCUCUAUUAGCCAUUUUUGAUACAGCCCACAUACACUCUCUCUGCUUCCGGUGAAGAGCUCCCAGGCCAUUUCUUUAGGAUUGGCUUGGUUCUGUUUCCAUCUUUCUUCGAUCUAUCAUAUCUACAAGGUAUUAGAAAAUGGCUGAUGCUGAGGAUAUUCAACCCCUCGUUUGCGACAAUGGAACUGGAAUGGUGAAGGCUGGGUUCGCUGGUGAUGAUGCUCCCAGGGCAGUGUUUCCCAGUAUUGUUGGAAGACCCCGACAUACUGGUGUCAUGGUUGGGAUGGGUCAGAAGGAUGCUUAUGUAGGUGAUGAAGCACAGUCUAAAAGAGGUAUCCUUACCUUGAAAUACCCCAUUGAGCAUGGUAUUGUCAGCAACUGGGAUGAUAUGGAAAAAAUCUGGCAUCACACUUUCUACAAUGAGCUUCGUGUUGCUCCCGAGGAGCAUCCAGUACUUCUUACUGAGGCUCCCCUCAACCCUAAGGCCAACAGGGAGAAGAUGACUCAGAUCAUGUUUGAGACCUUUAAUGUGCCUGCAAUGUAUGUUGCUAUCCAGGCUGUUCUCUCCUUGUAUGCCAGUGGUCGUACAACUGGUAUUGUGCUUGAUUCUGGUGAUGGUGUGAGUCAUACUGUGCCAAUUUAUGAAGGUUAUGCUCUCCCACAUGCCAUUCUCCGUCUGGACCUUGCUGGACGUGAUCUCACUGAUGCUUUGAUGAAGAUUCUUACGGAGAGAGGAUACAUGUUCACCACCACUGCCGAACGGGAAAUUGUCCGUGACAUGAAGGAGAAACUUGCAUAUGUUGCUCUUGAUUACGAGCAAGAACUUGAGACUGCCAAGAGCAGCUCCUCUGUUGAGAAGAACUAUGAGCUUCCUGAUGGCCAGGUCAUCACCAUUGGCGCUGAGAGAUUCCGUUGCCCAGAAGUCUUGUUCCAGCCAUCUCUCAUUGGGAUGGAAGCUGCAGGAAUCCAUGAGACUACUUACAACUCUAUCAUGAAGUGUGAUGUAGAUAUCAGGAAAGAUCUCUAUGGUAACAUUGUUCUUAGUGGUGGGUCCACUAUGUUCCCUGGUAUUGCAGACCGUAUGAGCAAGGAGAUCACUGCUCUUGCUCCCAGCAGUAUGAAGAUUAAGGUGGUGGCACCACCAGAGAGAAAAUACAGUGUCUGGAUUGGAGGAUCUAUCCUUGCAUCCCUCAGUACCUUCCAGCAGAUGUGGAUUUCCAAGGGUGAGUAUGAUGAGUCUGGUCCAUCUAUUGUCCAUAGGAAGUGCUUCUAAGCCCUUCAAGUGCUUUGAUGGUGAGUUCAUUUUUCCAGUUAGUUGGCUUUUUCGUGUCAAGGUGUCAUGUGAACUCAGAUAUGUUUAAUCUGGAGAAAUAUUGAGGUAUGGUCGGUUAAGGAGGGUCUGGUGUAAUCUUGAUGUAUCAAAUAGCCUUCCAUCUCUUGCUAUUUAUGUCAUUGCUGCAAGUGAGAGACUUAACUGCAAGUCCCUCUGGAUGUGGUGGACAGACACUUUGGUACUCGAGUCUUUACUUGCCGUCUUUUGUGGUUCAACCAUAUCUUUUAGUAGGAUGAUUGUAGUGGAGAGUGAUUGUGAUGCUUUUUCUUUUUCUAUUUUUUCAUUUUAAUAUUUUCCUUUGUUGUUUGAAUAUUUGAAGGCUGUUUUUUCCUUGGAACAUCAUUGAUGUUAAUAGUUGUUGUAGGAGAAAUUUUAUCUAGUGUCAGUUUGUGGUCAUAAACCUUAUGCAAAUUAUAUUUAAUACUUUGUUUGAAAUGA
Messenger RNA from Ricinus communis (castor bean), 1861 nucleotides. RefSeq names its product actin-7. The coding region runs from base 230 to 1363 and encodes 377 amino acids. Lineage: Eukaryota; Viridiplantae; Streptophyta; Magnoliopsida; Malpighiales; Euphorbiaceae. The transcript has 5 exons. The record is from RefSeq and is a predicted model, not a curated record.